Zerene cesonia (dogface butterfly) is the source of this 1188-nucleotide messenger RNA. RefSeq lists its product as uncharacterized. The transcript has 6 exons. The coding region runs from base 286 to 1188 and encodes 300 amino acids. The record is from RefSeq and is a predicted model, not a curated record. NCBI's taxonomy places the organism in Eukaryota, Metazoa, Arthropoda, Insecta, Lepidoptera, Pieridae.
UUUAUUUUUAGUUCAUUGAACAUCAUUUAUUUUAUGGUAUUCAGCAAUAUGAUACAUAUAUUAUGUGGAUAAUUAAAUACAUACAAAUACAAAUUUAAUAUAAUAUCGAAAGUUCUAGGUUUAUUCCUUAGAAUCAGCUGUUUAGAAGAUUAUACACCAAGUCCAGAGCAUGCAGUUGAACUCAUAAACUUUUUAGAUUUACUGAAUAAUAGAGAUAAUGGCAACCAGUAUGAUAAUCGGAAGAAAUCGAGAUAUCUGGAAGAAUCGUCACAAAACAACAACAAGAUGCAGGAUCUAAUGCAAGUAUUGCAAAAGAACUAUUACGAUGAUCAAGAUGAUAACAAUGCCUAUAGGCUUCAUUACAUCAGUAAUCCUGAAGUUAUUGAAGAGUAUAAAGCUAAUUUGGAUAAGAAGAGAUGGUCACCAGAACUAGAUAUCGACGAAGAAGAAGAAAAGACUCUGAAAGAAAUACUACAAGUAUUGAGGAGAAACGCUGUCUUUCGUUUGAAUAAACGCGAAGAUUCCGUUGGUAACGCUGUUGCACUUCGAAUUGGCAAUAAAAUUGGUCAAUCUCUUGAAAAUAUAGAAGAUAAGCCGAAAUAUAAAGAAUACAGUGAUAAGGAGACACAUUUUCUAAAGAAAGACACAGGUUUUAAUGCAGCGCGUGACACGAUAACGAAAAAAUACAAUUGGGCGGAGAGUCUAGAGUUUGUAAAGAAAGAUAGAAAGAAGAUGAGGCAAAAACGAAUUGAAAUGGUUGAUAGGAAUAAACCCAAAAUGAAAUAUAAACCUAGGAAAAUUAUACAAGAAUCGCUACCGUAUAAAAAUAUUAAGAAAGAUAGUAUGUCGUACGGACGAACGUCGCUGUCGAAGCAAGGAAACAAAUUGACUGUGGCACUCUUGCAAAAUCUCAUGUAUUACUCUAAGAAAUUGAAAGAACGCGUCGACGAGAUGGUGUCCGACAAUACUACCAUUGGCGGGCUCCGAACACGCCCCACCACUGGAGAUUACUACACUAAAUACAUCGGCAUCCAUCGCAAGCCAAUAGUCCGGCAACACACCCACAACAUGUCUGGAAUCGAACGGCUCGAGCAGUACACCAAACUGAACCCCGCGCUGCCGCUACACGUGCGGAACCGGAUGGUGGACCUCGGAUUUGAAUAUGGCGGGUGGGUUGACUUGACAUGA